AUGCUACAUUUGAUUUUUCAGGCUCUAUCCUUCUACACUCGGCAUCAUACGAUAGAAUGUGGAUCUCGGAUAAAUGCAGAGGGGAGCUAUCGUUUACCAAAACACGAGUUGUGCACCAUCAAUGUUGAAGUGCCUGAAAAGACGGCGGUGCAAAUCACUAUUUCUGGAAAAGAAUUCAAAUGCCGUCGUCAACUAAACGACUUAGUAGUACGUAAUUGCAUAGUCUCUACCGAAACGAGACUACCAACAUUUCCAUGCUUGGAUCGAGUCGGUGCAGCUGUAUUCACUGGAGCAGACAACGAGUACAUAAUCAAUGCUAGGGAACUUCCCGUUGGUACUCAUAUUGGGGUAUCCUACUACAAUACACAGUUUGAAUGCGGAGAUUCGGUGCCAUUUGAUGUUGUCGGUAUUCCCUUGACUAUGUUGUACAAUAAGGAAAAAGAGGAUUGCUCGUUGGUGCUACCUGGUAGAGCACAAGCACUUGUAGACAGAAUUGAAGGCUCUGAAGUGUGCAUUCAAUUCAAUCAAGGACUUCGAUUAGGCGAUUUUCCAUUGCAUAGCAAAAAAGCCUGUUACACGCAAGGAGGUAGAUCUUUCAACAAUUUGUUUUAUGCUACGUAA
Messenger RNA from Strongylus vulgaris, 621 nucleotides. The record is from the annotation of a GenBank genome assembly. NCBI's taxonomy places the organism in Eukaryota, Metazoa, Nematoda, Chromadorea, Rhabditida, Strongylidae.